AAAUAUUUAUUAAACAAUCACAUCGUCAAGUUUUCACCCUCCCACAGGCCAAAACAAGCCUGUCUUAUAAACUAUUUUCGCUUGACCAAACGGAAACCACACUACUCACGUUAUUUUAUUUCAGUUCCUCUGUUUCUAUUGGUUCUCAUCGAACUUCAUUUUCAGAACACAGCUUUUUGACAGUUUCAUUGUUGGUGGUGAAAAUGUCAAAGGCUGGAACUUGCUAUUAUUCAGUGCUUGGAAUUUGUAAACAAGCUUCUGCUUCUGAAAUCCGUGACGCUUAUAGAAGGCAGGCUCUGAAAUGGCAUCCUGACAGAUGGACGAGAAAUCCGAAAGUAGCCGGAGAAGCUACAAAACGUUUUCAGCAGAUUCAGGAGGCUUAUUCAGUUUUGUCAGAUAAAGGAAAGAGAAGGAUUUAUGACGCUGGAUUGGUGGGUCUACUUGCAGACGAUGAUGAUGAAGGAUUUCUCAAUUUCAUGCAAGAAAUGGUUUUGAUUAUGCAAAAUGUGAAGUCACAGGAAGGAAACAGUUUGGAGGAUCUUCGGGGACUGUUAAUGGAUAUGAUGGCAGACGAUGAAAGACGCAAAUUUGGAUUUGAUUGGGAUUCUUCUCAAACUGCUAGAAAGAGAGCACGUUUCGCUGAUGCAUGAUGGUUAAUGUGAUUUCAAUUUGUUAAUGGCCUCAAAGGUUGCAACUCGCUAGCUAGCUAGCCACAUUUGUUUUCCCAACUCUACUUUUGAUUGGAACAUUAAGUUGGCAGGGUGCACUGCCAAAACGUGUUUAUUACGCCUUCUUAAUUUUUAUUUUUAACAUUUCCACUCCCAAAUUUCGAUCUUGGGCCAUGAUUUGUAGGUUGGGCGAAAGCAAGAGAGUGAAGAAACCAUCGGCAUAUGGGUUUUUAUGUAGAAAAGUAUAUUAUCAUUACCAUAAUUAUUAAUUUGAUAUACAAUUUGUGUAAGGCGCUGGAUUAAUAGGAUCAGUUCUGUGAAUUGGAUUAUUUUACAUCUCCACAUGAGUUU
This is a messenger RNA of Theobroma cacao (cacao), 1019 nucleotides long. RefSeq lists its product as uncharacterized. The record is from RefSeq and is a predicted model, not a curated record. Lineage: Eukaryota; Viridiplantae; Streptophyta; Magnoliopsida; Malvales; Malvaceae.